AUGGCGGAAAGUGGUAAAUUGAAUUUAGUUAAAAAUAGCUCAGAUGAUUCUGUUUCUGGGCGCAAAGAACAAAUAUUAUGUCAGCCAUGUUCAAGAAAGGAUUUACAAACAACAGCUGAUGUGUUUUGUUCAGAGUGUGACGAAUUUCAGUGCAGUGAAUGUUCAAAGGCACAUACAGUUUAUGCGUUUAUGAAAAAUCACCAGUUAGAGAAUGCGGCAGAAGCGAAAUCGAAACCAGCUACCUUUGAUAUGAAAGGAAUGGACAAUUGUGAACAGCACGGUGAAUUGUUGAAAUUUUUCUGUGAAGACGAGAAUCAGCUCUGCUGCAGUACAUGUGCUGUAGUUGAUCACCGGAAAUGCCACAGUGUCGUAGAAGUACAGAAGAUUGCCGGGAAGUCACGUUCUGAUGGUUUCAAGUUGAUUAAAAAUAUGGAAGAAGUAAAAUCAAAAGCGGAGAUGAUUGUUAAACACAUUGAUUCAUCGAAAGAACAACUCAGUAAAGAUAUCAAAGCAAUAUUUGUGGAAAUUAAAAGAAUGAGAGAUGACAUGAAUAAAAUGUUCGACGACUUGGAAGUUUACGUUACCAGGGAAACUGACGAAUUUCAGGCUGAAGUAACUAAUACACUGGAAAAGAAACGAUCCAGCGUUAAGAAACAUAAAGCUGAUGUUACAAAGUCACUGGAUAUUGUUGAUACAGUUUCGGAGAACGGGACGCCAUCACAGCAGUUUAUAGUAAAACAGAAAAUAAAAAGACAGGCCAAUGAACUUUACAGGGACGUGGACAAUGAAUGUCAGAAUUUACAGAUUGCUACCGUUUCCUUUAAAUUUGAUAAAACAUUGAAAUUACGACCUCUUCCCAUUUCUGCUUACGUUCCAGGAAAGCUCACAUUAAAAUACACCCUGCCUGAAACAAAGAAAUCUGUCGCACCUGUAAAUCCGCAAUUUAAGUUAACGAAGAUAACUUCCAUUGAUUUGAAGCAGACUGGAGAUGAUGUCGAGGAACCGUUAUACACAGGACUGGAUUUCCUGCCGGAUGGUAGAUUGUUUGCCAUAGAUAAUAAAAACAAGCAAUGCUUGAUUUACAAUGAGAAGCUUGAGAAAGUAGGAUCAUAUCAGGUAUUGUAUUCACCACAAAGUGUUGUUGCUAUAUCUGAGGAGGAAGUGGCGGUAACAGGUGGUGGUCAAUACCAGAUAGACUUUCUACGUGUCAGUAAAUCUAAUGAAAUAACUUUGAUCAGGACAUGUAUAGUAUGCAAUAUGACAGAAAAUCGAUAUGCUUCUAUAUGUCUGAAAGAUGAUAAAAACUUUGUUGUUGGAACUAUUGAUGAUACAACACCUGUUCGUAUUGUAUCAAUGUCAGGAGAAGAGAAAGAUUUCAGCGUCAGCUUUCCCAAUAAGAAAUAUUCUAUAAACACUAUUGCGUGCAACUAUAUAAGGAAUACUGAGAAGUUGAUACUAACCGAUAGGCACGAGCAUACUGUUUAUAUAUAUGACGUUGCGACCAACACCAGAGUCGUUGUCAAGGACGACCAGAUCAAAGAACCGCGUGGUGUAGCAGUAGGUCCAUCAGACUGUAUCCUGGUUUGCAGCGGAAACACUAAUUCAAUUGUACAGAUCUCUCAGACAGGUCGAAUCCUAUUAUCGUUUAAGUUAGAUAUGAAAUAUCCAUACAGAGUCUGUGUUUCAAAGGACAAAUCUAUUCUUGCUGUCACAAAUAGCCGUAAGGGUAAAACAAAGUUACAGUUGUUUAAACUCACCUAUUGA
Molecule: messenger RNA, 1764 nt
Organism: Mercenaria mercenaria
Lineage: Eukaryota; Metazoa; Mollusca; Bivalvia; Venerida; Veneridae
Product: E3 ubiquitin-protein ligase TRIM71-like
Exons: 1
Coding region: 1-1764 (587 amino acids)
Molecular function (GO): zinc ion binding
Source: RefSeq, a predicted model, not a curated record